AUGCAAGAUGCCGGGGUCUAUGAUCGCUAUCCAAAGGAUUGGGACAUGACUAUUCCUAGUAUGGGUAAAUGGUUGGAUACCAAGGUAUCGGAGCGACUAGAAGGUGCGUUCCAUAAGGUCCUUGGGCCAUUUCGUGAAUAUCGCGUCGUUGCGUUGACAGAGUUCCACAAUCAGCAACAUGCCGAGGAGUGGAGGAUCUAUAUUCAGAGUCUUAGGGGGUUGUAUGAAAAGGCAAUGCGGAUGAAAAUCAACCCUGCCGUCAACCUUCACAGCAACCUUAGCCAGUACAAUUUGCCGAGCUGGAUGCAGCAGACGGGAGUUUUCAGUAGCAACAACUUGAAUGAUUAUGGACUCCCCAACACAACUUGGUUUGAAGGCUACAACAUAGGUGGGUCUGGCGCGGUUGGGAUCGAUGUGAUUGCAUUGGAGGUUCGACAUGCUCAGGCUUACAAACCUGAUCAGAGAUGUCCCUGUACCAACAUCCUUUUUUGUAUACAAACACUAGGCGUGAAAGAAUUAUCGAACAAUAGUAGAAAGAGAAUGUCCUACAUCCUACAGUCAUCUGGAACGUUUGCCACUGACAGCAUCCAUAAAAACUUCAAGAACUUUGAGAACUCAUCCAUCUGUGAGACUGUGAACCAUGUAAUUGAGAGUGGAACGGGUCAUGAUUUCAACAUCAUCGAGGCCAAAGAUCUGCACACAUUGAUCAAAUCUACCGUGCAUUCUGGGGGUAGCAAUGGUAACCUUACUCCCUUGAAGAUGAUCUCGUCCAAUGAGAUGAAGGUGUCCCUUCCACCACCAAGUGGAAAGUCACUGUCAUGCGACAAGCAGCACCUGAAGCAGAUCAUGACGCCAUACAAUUCAUUGUUUGACACUCUCGACGAGCUCAAGAACGCCGUCAUCGACCAUAUCUCCAAGAUCAAGGAAGAUUGGUCAAAGUCGGGCAAGAAUAAGAUGGGCAGCAACCUUCAAAACGAGGGUGAAGUCAACAUCGAGAGCAAGAUCCCAGAGACCUUGAUCUCUGGCGCCAUGUUCACAAAGCUGUAUUCAUUGGCUACGAGCAAGAAUGGUGAGGGUAAGGAUUGGGAUGUCAAGAGCCAAUAUGGAACCUACCGUCUCAGUGCCAAGGCAAUCGCCAAGAUGAGCACUAGCACCGAACUCGAUUGGUCACAGCACAUUGAGAACGUCAAGUCGUGGAGCCGUUCGCUUGGGAAGAAGGGGAUCGACCUUGUAAGGCAUAAGAUGAUCGCAAAGAACUCGAAGGGUGACACUUAUGUGAUUGAUAACCUUUAUUUGCCUUACAGCCCCGAGCCCAACCAUUCACUCGCGGUGAUCUCUGUAGAUAUGGGCAACCUUGCCGGUGCAUCAUCAAAGAAAGAUGUGGAAGACGAUAGCAACCUUUAUUCUGUCUUUUUGAGCGUUCCUACUGAAAUGUUCCACAAGCUCCAUGGCAGCUUCCGUUAUGAGUUGGUCAGGAUGCAUGCCCCCAAGGUGGUCGAGGCGCUUGGAGAUGUUUGCAAUACACACAUCCGGUCCCAGGUCUAUAAGGGUGUCUUGAAGAUGAGACCGGACAGCAAGAUGACGGAAUCUGCGAAGAAGCUCACCGCUCAGCAGAAGGGUAAGUGGAUCAAGAGCGCAUCGUUGCUCAGGGAGUAUCAGAAGGCGUUGGAGACCGAGAUGACGGAAGAGGAGCGGAAGCUUUCCAACCGUUUCAUUGACAAGGCGUUGCAGACAAUGUCACAGAAGAUCAAGUGUAUCGAGGGUGACAUGUUCAAGAACAUCUCUAGGGGGAAUUAUGAGAUUGGGAGCAUCAACUCAAAGUAUGAUAUGAAGUUCAACUUCAGCCACAAGGUUGGGGAUGCCAAUGCUUCUAGUUACCUUCAGAAGGAACUUGAUCUUGGGCUUGGGAAUGUAUGGAGUUUGAAAUCUCAUUGUUUCAUUGUUUAUUAA
Guillardia theta CCMP2712 is the source of this 1950-nucleotide messenger RNA. RefSeq lists its product as hypothetical. NCBI's taxonomy places the organism in Eukaryota, Cryptophyceae, Pyrenomonadales, Geminigeraceae. The transcript is spliced from 3 exons. Bases 1 to 1950 code for a protein of 649 amino acids. The record is from RefSeq and is a predicted model, not a curated record.